AUCGCAUGUUCCCAUUUUUCCAGUUAGGACAGGAGCUCCGCGUAACAUGGACAUAUUCAAACAUUGAGUAGCAAAACACACACACACACAAGAUUUUUAAACCAACAAAUUUUCUUUUCCGUCUCCUUCUCUUAUCGGUCUCUUAUUUUCCUUCCCUCCCCUUUUCCGGAAUUUGUACUUUUUCAAUAAUCAAGAUCUUCAACUGUUCUCCUUUAGAAAUUCUUCCUUUUCUCUUAUUCGGACAAUGAAUCCGAAUUGGGAACUGAGGAAUUGUUGCCAGCGCGAACAAGUGGUGUUUCUUGCAACUAUUGGUGUCUUCACUCUUGUAAUUCUUGCUCUAUGGAGGACGUUUUUACUGACACCCUUCAAACUCAUUACAGUAUUUCUUCAUGAGGCAAGCCAUGCAAUUGCUUGUAAGCUUACAUGUGGUGAGGUAGAGGGUAUUCAAGUUCAUGCAAAUGAAGGUGGGGUCACUCAAACACAUCUCGGUUCAUCAUUUUGGGGAAUGGCUCUCAUACUUGCAUCAACAAAUCUACUCACUGCAAGGAUUGCUGCCGGUGGUCUUAUUCUUUCCCUUCUUAUUGUCCUCUUCAUAGCCAAAAAUUGGACACUUCGUGGGCUUUGCAUUGGAUUUAUCGUUUUUAUCGGUGUUAUUUGGCUGCUGCAAGAACUGACUACAGUUCGUAUUCUUCGCUACAUUAUUCUCUUUAUUGGUGUUAGAUUUUUUUUUUUUUUUUUNUCGUAAAUAUAUCUGGCAAUUAAUUCAUUCCUCAAUAUGGAAGAGUAUUAGCGCCGUUGAAUUGGAUUAUUUGAAAUUGUUAAUGGCUAAUCUAUGGGAACUUGUUUGGUUAAUACUUGAUAUGAUAUAUUUAGUAACACCAUUGUGAGUUGAAUUAUUAAACUUUUGUGAUGUCGAGAGUUCGGUGAGGAAACUAAAAUAUUUUUGCAGGGGAAUGAUAUCCUUCAUGUUUUUAUGUGGAGCUAUAUAUCUUGGACUUGUCAUCUUGUCCUGAGGUUUUUGGUGGACUUAACAUCUUAAUGGCUCGACAAAGAAAGAUGUUCACUUGAAUUUGGUUUUUCUCCUUUCCUAUCUUUAGAUACUUUUGUGUAUACACACUUCAUUGAUACAUCGAUUUAUUUUGGCUACGAGCCCAUAUUCGUUCAGUUGUUGAUUAAUUGAGAUGCUCAAAUUUGUUUCCAAUGUAUGAGUCUAUUGUUUGAAUUUUGGAAGUGGCUCAG
Molecule: messenger RNA, 1239 nt
Organism: Striga asiatica
Lineage: Eukaryota; Viridiplantae; Streptophyta; Magnoliopsida; Lamiales; Orobanchaceae
Source: the annotation of a GenBank genome assembly